CAGCAACAAGCCCCUCCCCUGCCCUCGGAAGGAGAAAGAGAGUGAGGAGCGCUCGCAGCCCCAGGGCCGAUCCCAUGGCCAGCAGCGGGACUUCCGCGCUCUGGCCAGACCCCGUGGGCUGCUGCCCUCUGGGGAAAGGGUCUUGAAUCGUGGGCACCAUCAGCCGAAGGGAAGAGAGGACGUGGGAAGGCAUUAGCGACUUUCGGAGAAUUUUCCAGGUUCCUCUUGGGGGCCCUAGUGGUCUCUUCUUGGGUUGGUGCAUCCCGCUGUGUCCGCAGUCCGCAGCUCGGCGAAUUCCAGGCUGUCAAGUCACCCAGGUGCAGAGCACGAUUGAAAGAGACAGCGGAAGGACUUUCCCAGACUGUGCUGUCGUUCAGCAGACUACACCAAUCACCACGCAGCUUCCUCUCGGGCCCGCCUCUUUGGGGGGCGUGUCCCUAGUGAGUGAUAGACGGAGCCGCCCGGCCCGUUCAGCCCAGCCCACGUUGCUGCUUAGAUUGAAAUGCAGAACUCAAGCCUCUUUCAGCGGAGCACAGACUUCCUUUUACUCCUUCCUUUUGCACUCUCGCCGCCUCCUCCCGGGGAGAAGCGGAGGCAGCGACAGGCCGGGCCACUGAGGCCACGAGAAAAGUUUCUUUCUGGGAGUGUGGAGCUUGGGCCCCGUUGGUGUACUGCUCGGAGCAAUGGAGCCAGCCUUUGGGGAGGUGAACCAGCUCGGAGGAGUAUUCGUGAACGGGAGGCCGCUGCCCAACGCCAUCCGGCUUCGCAUAGUGGAACUGGCCCAACUGGGCAUCAGACCAUGUGACAUCAGCCGCCAGCUACGGGUCUCGCACGGCUGCGUCAGCAAGAUCCUGGCGCGCUACAAUGAGACAGGCUCAAUCUUGCCAGGAGCCAUCGGGGGUAGCAAGCCUCGGGUCACCACCCCCACCGUGGUGAAGCACAUCCGGACCUACAAGCAGAGGGAUCCCGGCAUCUUCGCCUGGGAAAUACGGGACCGCCUGCUGGCGGAUGGAGUGUGUGACAAGUACAAUGUGCCCUCGGUGAGCUCCAUCAGCCGCAUCCUGCGCAACAAGAUCGGCAACUUGGCCCAACAGGGCCAUUACGACUCAUACAAACAGCACCAGCCGGCACCGCAGCCGGCGCUGCCCUAUAACCACAUCUAUUCGUACCCCAGCCCCAUUUCAGCGGCCGCUAAGGUGCCCACUCCGCCCGGGGUGCCCGCCAUCCCAGGGUCAGUGGCCAUGCCGCGCACCUGGCCCUCCUCCCACUCCGUCACCGACAUCCUAGGUAUUCGCUCCAUCACCGACCAAGGCGUGAGCGACAGCUCCCCGUACCACAGCCCCAAGGUGGAGGAGUGGAGCAGCCUGGGCCGCAGCAACUUCCCGGCCGCCGCCCCGCACGCGGUGAACGGGCUGGAGAAGGGGGCCUUGGAGCAAGAAGCCAAGUACGCUCAGGCACCAAAUGGUCUCCCAGCUGUAAGCAGUUUUGUGUCAGCAUCCAGCAUGGCUCCUUAUCCCACCCCGGCCCAAGUGUCGCCUUACAUGACCUACAGUGCUGCUCCUUCUGGUUAUGUUGCUGGACAUGGGUGGCAACAUGCCAGUGGCACCCCACUCUCCCCCCACAACUGUGACAUUCCCGCGUCGCUGGCGUUCAAGGGAAUGCAGGCAGCCCGAGAAGGUAGCCACUCUGUCACGGCUUCCGCACUCUGAUGGGAAAUUCCGUCUGCUGCAGCUGCACCCGAGUCCCCCCUUCUCCGCUCACCCUCCCCCUCUUCCCUGGUCUCGGAUCCCACCCCUCUGCCCUCCAACCCUCCUGCCUCAAGAGCUGGCUUUACGGACUCACAUCCUUUGUGCUGAUGACACUUAAAUAUUUCUUGCCAUAACUUCUCUCUCACAGAAAACCUGACACGACUUUAGGAUUUGAAAACAAAAGCAAUGUUAAGGAUUGAAUGAGACAUUUGUAUUGCCCACACACUGUUCUAACGUAGUGAAGAAACCUGCACCCCUCAAAGGGCUUAAGGAACUUUUAAAACGAGUCUUUGGUAAAACCACACGUGUAUAUUUAUUCUAAAUCAACCUGAACUUCUGAAACGUGCAAUUGUUGAGAUUCUGCAAAAUCAAUAAAAUAUGUAUAGAAAAAAAGUUAUGCUACACCCUCUAAUCAAAAAGCUUAACAAAAUAAGCUGUAAUCCAUUACUAGGAAACCAAUCAAUAACUCAUUUUUUGAGUGAUCCUUUGUUUAUUUUUAACAGGUGACCUAUUUUGUUGGAAAAUACAUGUAUAACUGAAGCAAUAUCUGAAUUUAGCUCCUCCUGGUGUUUUGAUUGGUUCCAAAUACAAUAAUGUUUAUAUUUUCUAUUAGUUUGUAAAUAUGGACUCUGGAUGGUGCAUUUGCGUUUUCAUUCCAUGGGAUAUCCCCCCCCCCCCCCCGCCCCUGUCUAUUUUUUUCCUUUCUUUUUGCAAAGGUGACUUUCUGGCAACGUCUUUGUCUCUGUUUGGUGGUGGGCUGCUCAGGCCCCUGGACCUGGACUUGCCCCAGAUUUUGUGUAUGCAGUGAAGGCUUCAACAUCGCAUGAAGGACAUUUUCUUUCUACAGCAGAGGACUCAAAGCAGAUAAAACAAGCCAGUCUCCCAUUUUGUAUCCCAAUCAAACAACACACAUGCCAAGCAUAGAAAGACAAGAGGGUGGAAAAUUACUGAACAAGAAGGCUCUAAAGGAAGUCACUUAGAAACUUAAGUUUAAUGUGAAAGGCUUUGCAAAGACACUUAAAAUGAACUUUAUGUUAAGAAAACCACUGUGAAACUAAAUUGUACUGUUAUUGUUGGCUUACCUGUGUGUUCAGCAAUCUCAGCCCAAAAUUACGUUGUAAUUUAAAGAAAAUGGAAAAUUCUGCUCUAAUGAAUGUAAAAAUGGCUCGCUGUGAAGUUUACAUUGUUGUACAGAAGCAUGUUUCAUGUCUAGGUCAACUGGUGGUGGUAUUAGAAAUACAAAUGCUAUUUAAUUUUUAAAAAUUCCCUUUUUCAUUUCUGGAGGUACAGGACACAGUUUAAGCAACGGAUCUUUUGAAAGCAAUUUGUUUUUUGCUUUAAUGUUAAUAAUAGAGCAGAGGCGUAUAUGUGUGUGUGUGUGAGCAUGUGAUUAUGUGCUGUAUUUGAAAACAAUUGAUUUUCUUGAGCAAAAUUCUACAGUUUUAAUCUCUCCUGUUUAGAAAAUUCUUCUUGCUUGGCAAUACAGGCUUGAGAAUACGUUUUUAAAACAUUGGUAAAAUUUGUCUAUUGGAAAAUUAAUAUAUUGCGGGUUUUUCGGUAUUAAUUCUGUGCAAUAGCUAACAGGGCACAUCACUAGAUAUGGAUGUGAAAGAUGCAUUCAUUAGGGGAUUUUGAUUUCUUUCUAUCUGUGCUGUGCACAGCCCACACGGCAAUCUGUUUCUGUCACAUCGGGCUUGUGGCCUCAUUUAAAACUCAGAUGGCUAGAGUAGCUAGGUUUCCAAAUCACUAGGAUAUAAACAGUAAGCAGAUUUCUGACAUGCAUUAUAUUCAAGGAAUUGCUUUUUUCAAGUAGCAGAUAUCUCAUGGAGAACUCUGAACUGCAUUUAUUUCUUAACCUAAAUUCAGUGCUACGGAGGAUUUUAAGUUCAGGAGAAGAACAAGCAGAAGGAGUAGAUGAACUCUCAGGGCCACAGUCUUCCUUUGAUCUUGUGAGACUCCUAAUGACAUCUGGAGUUCCCAGUCUGAUGAGAAAAUAGACUAUAAACCAAAUGGAACAAAACACCAGUCCAAUAUUUUGGUGGAGACUUUAAAAGCAUACUGUAAAGGGACUCUCUUGCCAUGCGAAAAACUGACAUAAGGUACAUAAUUAUUCUUUAUCAGAUGUUUUUAGGUGGUAUUAGGAGUCUUUAAAAAAAAUAUCAAACAUUUGUAUGGAAACACAACUAAAUGUUAUUUUCUUUAUCUAAAUUAAGAAAUCUCUUGUUAGUAUGCUAUUUAUAAUUUUCUGGUUCUUGUAUUUUUUAAAAAAAUCUAAUAUUAAUAGUAUCAAAGUUUUCUUUUUUUUUCUUUUCUCCCCUAGGUCUUUUCCUAGCAAAGGUGAAUUCACAUGGAAUAAAUUUUAAAAGAUAAAGACAAAGCCCAAAUACAGUUUGCUAUUCAAAGCACAUUAUGAUUUAAAGCUACUUUUAAAAAUAAGAGAAGGAAAUUGGGAUGGGAUAUGGGAUUGAGAUUGUCUGGUAUUUGAACAUUAUCAUUAUUGGUUAAUGUUGACAUAUUUCCUCUGUUUCUUAGGGAGUAAAAUUGUUAUCUUUAAACUGGCAAAUGCACUCUUCAGAGAUCCUUUUCUGUCCCAUCCACAUGGAGAGGUUAAAGGUUCAAUCUCAUGGCCUCCAAGCAGGCAGUGUUCUCUCUCAUAGGUUGCAAGGGUAUCACCUGCAAGGAUAGAAUGCAGUUGUACAACAGACACAGUCUUAUUCCUCUUGUUUUUUUUUUCCCCACUUCUAAUGACCCUCUUAUUAAAUAUUGGGCUGAAAUAUAAAUUUAAAAACACAUUGAAAAGGAUGUACAACUGAAGGCUGUGUAUGUAUAUACAGUAUGUCAAAAAGCCUUUAUUUUUAUACUUCAAAUGCUCUAAAUUAAUAAAAGUAAUAAUUACCA
This is a messenger RNA of Sus scrofa (pig), 4646 nucleotides long. RefSeq names its product paired box 9 (gene PAX9). Gene Ontology annotation, biological process: regulation of transcription by RNA polymerase II; anatomical structure development. Gene Ontology annotation, molecular function: RNA polymerase II cis-regulatory region sequence-specific DNA binding; DNA-binding transcription factor activity, RNA polymerase II-specific. The record is from RefSeq and is a predicted model, not a curated record. NCBI's taxonomy places the organism in Eukaryota, Metazoa, Chordata, Mammalia, Artiodactyla, Suidae.